Messenger RNA from Punica granatum (pomegranate), 2063 nucleotides. Lineage: Eukaryota; Viridiplantae; Streptophyta; Magnoliopsida; Myrtales; Lythraceae. The record is from RefSeq and is a predicted model, not a curated record.
CCGCCCUGAAGCUUCAAUUGGUUCCUCUCCUCUUUACCUUUUCCGGAAGAUUCUUCCUCUUCACUGAUGAGAGCUUUCAAUCAUCCGUCAUGAACGUCCCCUUGGAGUUCUAAUCCAAGCCACCUCCUGCUUCAGGCACCGAUUCAACCUCGGGAAAAAUGGUCUCUCUGGAGAAUUCUUACUCGGGUUCUGCUCGGUUUCCUCUCCCCCGGUACCUCUCCUACUCCACCACCAAAAUCCAUCGCCAUGCCGGCCGGUCCAUGCGUACAAUACGCUCCAACCUCUACCGGAGCGGCCAGAGCUGCUCCUUCACCGGCGGCGCCCCGGAGAAGGCCGAAUCGGAGUUCGCCUCGGAGAACUUGUCGGACUCCGCCGUCGACUUGCGUCUGGGUGAGCUCGCCGCCCGGUUUGAAGACUGUGCCGGUGGGAAUUCGGCGAAGUCCCCCUCACCGGCGGAGGAGGUUCAGGAGUUUCUGGAGCUGUCUCGAGCUUUCAGUGAGUUCUCCGCCUGCAGCAGCGACAUCUCCGGCGAGCUGCAGCGGCUCGCCGGCGUGGCGUCAUCUGAUAACGUGGAAGGUUUUGAGUGCUCGGCCUUGGAUCGUGGCCCAAAUGCGGAGGCGGAGCCCUGCAUAGGGUUUCUACAGCGAGAUAAGUUCUCGACGGAGAUAAUUGAGAGCAUCUCACCAGAGGAUCUUCAGCCGACAGUGAAGAUCUGUGUCGAUGGACUCCAGUCGUCGUCUGUGGCAGUGAAGCGGUCUGCCGCCGCCAAGCUGAGGCUGCUUGCGAAGGACCGGUCUGAUAAUCGAGCACUUAUCGGAGAAUCCGGAGCUAUUCCCGCCCUAACCCCUCUGCUCCGUUGCAGUGAUCCCUGGACUCAGGAGAACGCGGUCACCGCUUUGCUUAACUUGUCUCUCCUCGACAAGAACAAGCAAUUGAUCACGGAGGCAGGGGCCAUUAAAUCUCUAAUUUACGUUCUCAAAACUGGAACUGAGACUGCGAAGCAGAACGCCGCCUGCGCCUUACUGAGUCUCGCAUUGGUCGAAGAGAACAAAAGUUCGAUCGGGGCUUGCGGGGCAAUUCCCCCACUGGUGUCUCUCCUGUUGCACGGGACGAAUCGAGGGAAGAAGGAUGCCCUGACGACACUCUAUAAGCUGUGCAGUGUGAGGGUGAAUAAGGAGAGGACGAUCAGUGCGGGGGCGGUGAGGCCGCUAGUGGAGAUGGUGGCGGAGCAGGGGACGGGCAUGGCGGAGAAGGCCAUGGUGGUGCUGAGCAGCCUCGCUGGGAUCGAGGAAGGAAAGGAAGCGAUCGUGGAAGAAGGUGGGAUCGCGGCGCUCAUGGAAGCCAUAGAGGAUGGUUCAGUGAAAGGGAAGGAGUUUGCCGUGCUGACUCUGUUGCAGUUGUGCGGUGACAGUAUGAAGAACAGGGGGAUGCUUGUGAGGGAAGGUGGGAUUCCUCCUCUGGUUGCUCUGUCACAGACUGGAAGCAUCAAGGCCAAGUAUAAGGCUGAGAAGCUUCUUGGGUACUUGAGAGAGUCGAGGCAUGGUGGAGAGCCUUCAUCUUCUAGUCCAUGAAGAGUAGAGUAGCUCCACCGGACAUCGCAUGUCCUGCUGAAUGAAAGAAAGAGGUAUUUGAGUGAAUACAUACUAAGUUGUCUGCCGGGGUGGUGGUUUGUAGAUGUACAUAGGUCGUGCUUGAUGGGUCUGUAUGUACAGUUAGAUUCGGCACAUCGGAUCGGAAUACGUAGACGUGAAAAGAGGAAGCUAAUUAUUUUCAUGUCACUUUUAGGUAUAUCGGGUGAUGUUUCUUGAUGGGUUUGGUUUGUCUUGGGGAUUUGGCAGUCUCCCAUUAAAAUUAUUUUACUUAAUGAGGGGAAUGUAUUUGUUUGUUAGUUUGUCUGUUUCAUUUGGGCACUUCCCUUAUGUUUUUUUCUUGUAGAGAAUGACCCAAAAUGAUGAUGAUUUGAAGCUGUUUGACUGAUUAGUAUAAUCUUUGGCGGUGGUAUCAUAAUCAUAGUAUGGAUGUUUGUGGAUGAUAGAAUAAUUGAUGAUGUGGUUUCUUUUGGA